UAAAACAGCUGGCAAUAGCAGACUCAGAGUAAAGGCAUAGUCUUCUUCCUUUAUUGCAGUAAAUCGACUAAAAGUCCCCUCAAUCAAUAAACGCAGGAGAAGCACGUUCUUCCCAGACGGCCACAUUAGCAGCAGGAGGAGCACGUAGAAGAGCAUAGGAAGAGGACACAGCCUUCAUCUUCAGCUCGCUGGGGUGUUUAAACUGUUCUGACAGCUUUCCCCACCUGCGGCUAUUUCACUAACAUUUCUUCUGGGCUUCAUGUGAGCAGGGGGAGUAUGUAGACAUGAAUAGGUAAUGUGCAUUUUGUCUACGUUGCUUGGAACGCUGCAGCAAGGCUCACACAACUUAUUUUCCAAUUGUAUUUUUUUGCGACAUACUUUUGCAGGUAGUUCAGAUGUCACACUUUCUAUAAACUUAGUUCCUAAAAGUUUUUCUUAAGCAUAAGAACUGCAUUGUGGCUGUAUUCCCUGGAAUGCUAGACUUUGACUGAGCAUAGUUAGUGUGACUGAUAGUCCCUCUCUUCUGUUGCUGAAGGUGCUUUAGGAAAAAAAAAACAAGUUUGGGCCAUCUGUCUCUAAUUCUCAUUCUUAAAGGCUGACGUCUAGAAGUGCAUCCAAAAAUGCAAGGAUUUAAGUGUAUAAUUGGUGCACCGUAACAUUCAGAUACUGCGGGUUGGCAGUGAGUCUCUUGAGAUGCCAUCAAGCUUAGCUAUUGACAAAAUCCAAAAAUAAAACCUGGAACAGAAAAGGAAUUUGGGAAAGAGAGAAUAUUUAUCUGUUAAAAAGCCUUAGCACAUGAGCUUGAGUAAACAGAGUUUGCGUCUUCAGGGGAAUUACUUUGGCCAUCUCAAAGAACUUGUUUCUCUUUCAAUAAGUAACCAAGCCCACAGACUCCCCUCCUCCUUCCCCUGCUUCUCCCUUUGCUUUAGCUGUCGAUUGGUCUCUCUCUUUUUCACAGUUGUUUUACUCAGCCGAGUUUUGCACUGAAUAGCUGCAUUUCUGCCUGCAUAAAUAUGAAAUGGGCUGGAUGGGAUUAGGGGGAAGUGGCAACUCCGCCUCUCCCAUCAGACACAGGACUAGAUUAGUGGUGGAGAUGGAACAAAACACACAGUACUGGCAGCAUGACAAUAACCAACUUUGCUGUGGCCCUAAUGCUAGGGAGCAUCUUUAUUUUGGGUUGCUUUGACAAGUCGUCCAGUACAUCUAUUUAUCAUCGUAUUCAUCAUCGCCAAUCCCUUCACCUGCCUCUACCCUCUUCCCAGAAUCCCCAGCCUCACCAUCCUUUGCCUGCUCAUGCCCAUCACACAGGUUGCCCAAAAUACACAGGCAAGAGUGGCUCUAUUGGAGACUUUGUGAAUGUCACUGAAUUUGGUGCGGAUUGUUUAAACUGGGUGGAAGUGCCCACUUUUUUGGAAAGGACUCCAGGUAAAGGACUUGGUGAUCACAACUUCUGCAGGAACCCAGAUGGGAGGAGCAAACCCUGGUGCUUCUUCAGGAACAACUAUGGGAGGAUAGACUGGGGCUACUGUGACUGCAAACAAGGGUCAGUGCGUCUCCAAGGAAGCAAAAGCCAGUCUGAUGGAAAUGUUGUAGAAGUAUAUGUAAAUGGUGCCUGGGGAACAAUCUGUAGCAGCCAAUGGGAUGAUAAUGACGCUUCAGUUAUAUGCCGCCAACUUGAGCUGGGAGAUAAAGGAACAGCUAAGAAGAUUGUUUUAUCUGGAUUGGGCCAAGUUUCUGCUUUCUGGACAGAUGUGCAAUGUCGUGGCAAUGAAGAAAAUAUACUUCAGUGUUCAAAAGUCAUCUGGCGCAAUGGUGCAUGUCCACAGGAUACAGCAGCAGCAGUCACGUGUAGCGUUAUACAAGCAAAAGACUCUGUUUUCAUCCCUGCACGUUUGGUUGGUGGGAGCUCUACGCAUGAGGGACGGAUAGAGGUCUAUCAUUCGGGCCAGUGGGGCACAGUGUGUGAUGAUCAGUGGGAUGAUGCCGAUGCUGAAGUUGUUUGCAGACAGUUGGGUUAUGGUGGUGUUGCAAAGGCUUGGAGUCAAGCUCACUUUGGAGAAGGAGUGGGCUUAAUCCUAUUGGAUGAGGUACAGUGCACAGGGAAUGAGCUUUCUAUAGAAGAAUGUCAGAGGAGCCCAUGGGGUGAACAUAACUGUGGCCACAAGGAAGAUGCAGGAGUAUCCUGUACCCCACUGGCAGAUGGUGCAAUUAGACUAGCAGGUGGGAAAGGUAACCAUGAAGGGCGUCUGGAAGUGUUCCACAAGGCACAGUGGGGAACCGUGUGUGAUGAUGGCUGGACAGAUCUGAACACACAGGUGGUGUGUCGACAACUUGGAUACAAGAAUGGAAAAAUUCUAUUUGAAAAUCACUACACAGGCAGUGCUGGUGCAAUCUGGUUGGACGAUGUAAGCUGCACAGGAAAGGAGUCCACGAUUAGCCAGUGCUCUAAGAAAGAUUGGGGGAAACAUGACUGCAGCCACCAUGAGGAUGUCCACAUAGCUUGCCACCCAGACAAUGAAACCCAAAGGCCCCUUAGUGGCCCUCCUCUGAGGUUAAUGGAUGGCGAGACAAAGAAAGAAGGGCGUGUAGAGAUUUAUCUCAAUGGCCAGUGGGGAACAAUCUGUGAUGAUGGAUGGACUGAUAAGGAUGCCUCUGUAGUAUGUCGGCAGCUUGGCUACAAAGGUCCAGCAAAAGCACGGACGAUGGCUUAUUUUGGAGAAGGAAAGGGGCCUAUUCACGUUGAUAACGUAAGGUGCACGGGACAUGAAAGGUCAUUGGCAGACUGUAUCAAGCAAGAUAUUGGCAAACACAACUGCCGCCAUAGUGAAGAUGCUGGUGUGAUAUGUGACUACAUUAUUAAAAAGUCAACAGUUGCUGCAAAUAAAGGACCAUCUCCACUUGUCUGUGGUUCAAGAUUACAACAUCGUCGGCCAAAACGUAUUAUUGGUGGAAAGAACUCCGUAAGGGGGGGCUGGCCAUGGCAGGUGGCUUUGCGGCUGAAGUCUUCUCAUGGUGAUGGAAGAUUGUUAUGUGGCGCAACUCUGAUCAGUAGCUGCUGGGUGCUUACAGCUGCUCACUGCUUUAAGAGGUAUGGUAAUAACACACGCAGCUAUGUGAUACGGGUUGGGGACUAUCAUACACUGGUACCGGAGGAAUAUGAAGAGGAUAUGACCAUCCAACAGAUAAUUAUACAUAAAGAUUACAGACCUGAUGCCAAUGACUAUGACAUUGCUCUGAUUAGAUUGCACGGGACAUCAGAGCAGUGUGUACAACUAAGCACCCAUGUAUUACCGGCUUGUUUACCUCUUAGGCGAGAGAGACCCCACAAAACUGCACCAAACUGCUAUAUUACUGGAUGGGGUGACACUGGUCGAGCAUAUUCUAGAACUUUACAACAAGCUACAGUAACAUUGCUUCCAAAGCGUGUCUGUGAAGAGCGCUACAGGAGCCAGUUUACGGGAAGGAUGCUCUGUGCCGGAAGUCUUAAAGAACAGAAGCAUGUGGACAGUUGUCAAGGUGACAGUGGAGGUCCUCUGGUAUGUGAACGUUCAGGGGGAAGCUGGAUAGUUUAUGGGGUGACCUCUUGGGGAUAUGGGUGUGGUGUCAAAGAUUCUCCUGGAGUUUAUACAAAAGUGUCUGCUUUUAUACCAUGGAUUAAAAGUGUGACCAAUUUAUAAACAAAGAAAGGACUGGACAAAAUUCAUUGAAGACAAAGCCACAGUUGUGUGUGUAUAUAUAUAUAUAUAUAUAUAUAUAUUUGUUACAACAUCAGAAAAUUGGCUGUCACCAUACUUCAUCUUAUUGGGAUGCCAUAAGUAAAUUCUUACUUCACAUGCUGUUUAAAGUUUACAUGGAACCUGGGCACUUUGAAGAAGCCAGUGCAAUGGGACUGCAUUGUUUAUCUGAAUAUGUGGACAGCUUGCAUUGAUAUUUUGUUGGUUAUUAUAUGGAUACAUGUGUUUGUGGAAAAUAAAGCCAAAGAUGCUGAACUGAAAUGUUGGAAACCAAAAGUAUCUUCAGAUAGGCCAAUGUUUGCUCAGGGAUCUAGACAGAGACUGUGUAUGCUGUUCACUUGCAUGUUCAUGUGUUUAUGUGAUUAAAGCUAACUUGUUUUUUU
Xenopus laevis (African clawed frog) is the source of this 4117-nucleotide messenger RNA. RefSeq names its product serine protease 12 L homeolog (gene prss12.L). The record is from RefSeq and is a predicted model, not a curated record. NCBI's taxonomy places the organism in Eukaryota, Metazoa, Chordata, Amphibia, Anura, Pipidae. Gene Ontology annotation, cellular component: extracellular region; membrane; presynapse. The transcript is spliced from 13 exons. Bases 1122 to 3677 code for a protein of 851 amino acids. Gene Ontology annotation, molecular function: serine-type peptidase activity; serine-type endopeptidase activity; hydrolase activity. Gene Ontology annotation, biological process: proteolysis.